UCAUCCCAAGCAAGAAAUAGUACGAGAGAGAGAGAGUGAGACUGAGAGCAAGAGAUCGAGAAUCGGAAUGGAGAAACCCAGCGAGAUCAGCAGCAACAAGAUGUUUGGGGGCUUCAAUCGGAGAUACAAGCACACCAGCUCCACCCUCGGCUGCUCCAUGACCUUCUCCAUCUACUUCCCCCCUUCGCUCACCUCCUCCCAGAAGCUCCCUGUUCUGUACUGGUUGUCUGGCCUUACUUGCAAUGAUGAGAAUUUCAUUAUCAAAUCUGGUGCCCAAAGAGCUGCUGCUAGUGAGGGUGUUGCUCUUGUUGCUCCUGACACAUCUCCGAGAGGUCUUAAUGUGGAAGGGGAGGCUGACAACUGGGAUUUUGGUGUUGGUGCUGGAUUUUAUUUAAAUGCUACACAGGAGAAAUGGAAAAACUGGCGCAUGUAUGACUAUGUCAUAAACGAACUACCAAAAGUUUUGGCUGAAAAUUUCGAGCAGCUUGACACAUCAAGAGCAUCCAUUUCUGGGCAUUCAAUGGGUGGGCAUGGGGCCUUGACCAUUUACCUCAAAAACCCUGACAAGUACAAGUCUGUUUCUGCUUUUGCACCGAUUAUCAAUCCGAUAAACUGCCCUUGGGGUCAAAAAGCCUUUUCAAACUACUUGGGUAGCAAUAAGCCUGACUGGGAGGAAUAUGAUGCCACUUGCUUGGUUGAAAAGGGCAAAAAAGUUUCAACUACAAUUUUGAUUGAUCAGGGAGAGGAUGACAAGUUCCUCCAUGAUCAGCUCUUGCCUAAGAACUUUGAGGAAGCCUGCAAGAAGCAAGGUGUUCCUCUGGUUUUGCGACUGCAACCCGGCUAUGAUCAUUCUUACUUUUUCAUUGCAACCUUCAUCGAAGAUCACAUCCGUCAUCAUGCGCAAGCUCUGAAGUCUCCAUGAACUGUGCUUCGAUUCUUACUAGUAGCCUUUGAAUCAGAACUGUCCCAGCGAUCGUAUUAAGUGUUCGUGCAUACCGUGUUAUUUGCACUAGUUAAAUGUUAAACCCUCUGUUUUGGCCCAUAAAAACUGAGGAGCCUGUUCAUAGUUGAUUUGCAUGAUGAGGAUUGGUGGAUGUUCUUGGCAAUGUUUCAAUUGUAGUUCUUUGUGUUUGUUUGUUUGUC
Molecule: messenger RNA, 1143 nt
Organism: Dioscorea cayenensis subsp. rotundata (Guinea yam)
Lineage: Eukaryota; Viridiplantae; Streptophyta; Magnoliopsida; Dioscoreales; Dioscoreaceae
Product: S-formylglutathione hydrolase
Exons: 7
Coding region: 68-922 (284 amino acids)
Biological process (GO): formaldehyde catabolic process
Cellular component (GO): cytosol
Molecular function (GO): S-formylglutathione hydrolase activity
Source: RefSeq, a predicted model, not a curated record